AUGUCGUCCAAGGAGCAGCAGAGCGGGGGGGACUUCGGCCAGGGGCAGCAGAAGAAGGAAUGGCGGCCCAGGGACGUGUGGGCCUUUCGGAUCGUCAUCGGGGGGACCAUCCUGACGUUGCUCACCCUCGGUGCUCUGGCGUUUGGCGCGGUGGCAAUCCCGACGGUGCUGCUGGGGGGCGGCGCGCUGCUGCUGUUCAGCCCGGUGCUGCUGGGCAUCGCGGCGAUCACGAGCCCCAUCUGGGUGCCCAUCGGCGGCCUGCUGCUCAUCACCCCCCCCAUCCUGGGCGCGCUCGCGGUGGGCGCCAUCGCGCUGGGGCUCGUCGUCUACUGGGUCUGGAACUUCAUCCGUUCCCGCCGCACCCGCGAGGCCGCGACCGACCUCCUGGAGGGCGCCAAGGACGCGACGCGGGGCAUCCAGUACGGAGCGCAGGAGGCCGCGCAGAAGGCCCAGCAGGCGCGCGAGCAGGCCCGCCAGCGUGCGCAGCAAGCCACUGGGCAGACCUAG
This is a messenger RNA of Klebsormidium nitens, 507 nucleotides long. Lineage: Eukaryota; Viridiplantae; Streptophyta; Klebsormidiophyceae; Klebsormidiales; Klebsormidiaceae. The record is from the annotation of a GenBank genome assembly.